GUCGUUAUUCUCCAUAACAGCAGGUGGCAGUAUUGGUUGUAAAUAUCAGUGCUACACACAGUAGAGCUGAAGGCGGAUUUUGUGUAUCUGGUUCUUCAUAAAUGUAUUUUUUAUUACGUGACUGAAGAUACGUGCAAGGAAUAUGGCAGAUGACGCUCUGUUUGAAUUUCUCCACAUGGAGAUUGUUGCUCACAUGUACAAGGAGCAGGUGACCCGGGAGGACAUUGAUAAGGAGAGAGUGACAUGUGUCUCUACUCUAGAGUUGAUGGGCUUCAGAGUUGGACAAGGACUGAUUGAAAGAUUUACAAAAGACUGCCCCACUUUCAAAGAUGACUUGGACGUAAUGAAGUUCCUGUGUAAAGAUUUCUGGAGCAUGAUCUUCAAAAAACAAAUCGACAACUUGAGGACCAACCAUCAGGGCACAUACGUCUUACAGGAUAAUAAAUUUGCACUCCUAACUCAGUUUUCCAGUGGAAAGCAAUACCUUGAAGAGGCACCUAAAUACUUGGCCUUUUCCUGUGGGUUGAUUCGAGGAGCUCUAUCUAACCUGGGCUUGGAGAGCGUCGUCACUGCGGAGGUUUCUUUAAUGCCAUCAUGCAAAUUCCAAGUUGUAAUUCAGAAACUCUAAGAUGGACUAAAUGAGCUCUGAACAGCAAUGUUUCUUCAAUUAAAACUUUGUGAAUGUGAAUUACAUGGACCUAGAUUCUAAAUGUUUACAACAUAUUUUACAUAAUGCUGUUUGCAGUUUCAAGCAUUUUUGCGAGACAGAUCCCAUACAUUUCACUUUUCUUUUCUUUUUUUUCUCCAUACCACAUAAAUUCAAAAUCUUGACCUGUUUGGAAAUAUUCUGAAUGUCGUAUUCUACCUCAGCUCCACUUAUUACUCACUAAAUUGCUGUUGCAGAUAAUCAUGGAAACAUAUUUUCUUAAAUAUGACAUUUCGUAACUUUUGAAUAUUUCAUAAACUCAUAACUUCAUUUAACAUGUUUUUGUCCACUUUUUUAAUACUCCUUCUGCUGGAUAAGACAUUUAAAAUUGUAAGAUGCAUUGUUUUUUACAGCUUUAUUGUAAAAGUAAAUUAUUUAUGUAUAUUUGGGACAGUUAAUAUCUGUAGUUAUCUCAACCCAGCUAACUAAAGCCAUAAUUUAGUGUUGACAAACCUAAUUUAUUUUUUGGGAAAUCAUAUCAUUGAUAAUCAUAUGGAGAAAAUGUAUGGAUUCUGGAAAAACUGCUUUUUUUUCUUCCUUUUUUUUUUCUUUUUUUCAUAUGUUUAUGGUUUGGGUAAAUUGGUUAAAUAGAGGCAGGUUUUAACUGGUCAAGUUUUCAAGGGGAAAAAAAAAUAAUAAUAAUUCUUGAUUUCACCAGAAGAGGGAAACCUUUGUCAGUGAGACAUAUGUCAAAGUAAAAGCACAAAAAUAAUAUUUUAUCAUAAAACUUUGAUUUGAAUGAUCUUGUACAAGCGUCUUGCGCUUGUAUUUUAGUUAGGUACUCAAGCUUUAUUAGUUUUAUUAGCUGGUAGAGUUUUUCUGUGUACUGUGCUUGUUGUCGACUGCAUAAUUCUGGAGGGUUUUAUCAUUAUUCAAUAAAUAAAGGAUUAAAAAAAAUUAUAUUUGUAAUACAUUUAUU
Onychostoma macrolepis is the source of this 1625-nucleotide messenger RNA. RefSeq names its product trafficking protein particle complex subunit 6B, like (gene trappc6bl). Gene Ontology annotation, cellular component: trans-Golgi network; cis-Golgi network; TRAPP complex. The transcript is spliced from 7 exons. The coding region runs from base 143 to 628 and encodes 161 amino acids. Lineage: Eukaryota; Metazoa; Chordata; Actinopteri; Cypriniformes; Cyprinidae. The record is from RefSeq and is a predicted model, not a curated record. Gene Ontology annotation, biological process: endoplasmic reticulum to Golgi vesicle-mediated transport; regulation of GTPase activity.